AUGAAACUCGGCUACCUUACUAGAUUUGCGGCCCAGCCUUCGAUCGGCACGGAGUACAAGGAACUGCCUCUCUACCUUUUUGCGCUGGUGGGCGUUAUUGUAGUGCUUUUGGCUGGUGCGCAACUACUGCGCUUCCUUUACCGCCACCUGCUUCGAAGGCCCUCGCGCCUUGCCGACAAGUUUCGUGGGGAUUGGGCCUUCAUCACAGGAGCGUCCUACGGAGUAGGUGCAGGUUUUGCUAGAGAGUGUGCGCGUCGUGGUCUCAAUCUUGUUCUGUUGGCACGCUCAGCAGAGAAGCUAGCGGCUGUUGCAGCGGACUGCGAACAGCACGGCGUUGCUGUUCGCGUGGUGGCUUUCGACCUGGCCCAGGCUUCAGAAGCGGAAUGGAACGAACUCUUUGAAGGUAUUUGUGAUUUGGAGAUAUCUGUCCUUAUCAAUAACGCUGGUGUCAACCUAGAGUUUCCUACGGAGUUUAUCGAUAUGGACGAGGCAGCCAUCGAGCGGAUCGUGCGCGUGAACAUUUGCGCUAUGAACAAAAUCACACGAAGACUACUACCGAAAAUGAUUGAACGGAAGAAGGGAUGCCUCAUAUUUUUGUCUUCGGCCGGAGGUGCUGUAGUUCCCUGUCCGUUGCUCUCCGUGUACGGCGGCACAAAGGCGUACAUCGAUGCAUUCGCCGUUGCGUUGUCUGGUGAAGUCCGUCGGCACAAGAUUGCGGUUCUGUCCCUGACACCAUUUUGGAUUACCAGCGAGAUGAGCAAGAUACGACGCGCCAACUGGAUGGUGCCCUCCGCGGACGCGUUCGCACGGCUCGCUUUGGAUCGUCUUGGAUUGGAGCUGCGCUCGAAUCCGCACUGGGCACAUGAGCUCAUAGCCUUGGGCUUAAAAGCCACCCGCAGCCUGCCCGCACAGGUUGCAUAUGUUGAACGUUUGCAUCGGCGUAUACGAGAGCGAGCCUUGCGCAAACUUAAGCGACAGCAAUGA
Cyanidioschyzon merolae strain 10D is the source of this 984-nucleotide messenger RNA. Its product is annotated as probable steroid dehydrogenase SPM2. Bases 1 to 984 code for a protein of 327 amino acids. Gene Ontology annotation, molecular function: oxidoreductase activity. The record is from RefSeq and is a predicted model, not a curated record. The transcript has a single exon. Lineage: Eukaryota; Rhodophyta; Bangiophyceae; Cyanidiales; Cyanidiaceae.